AUGGCUGGAGGCAAAGGAAAGGCUGGCAAGGAUUCAGGAAAAUCUAAGUCUAAAGUGAUUUCGCGUAGUGCCCGAGCUGGUCUCCAGUUUCCAGUUGGACGUAUUCAUCGUUUCCUCAAGCAAAGAACGACAUCUACUGGUCGUGUUGGAGCAACCGCUGCUGUUUACAGUGCUGCUAUUCUUGAGUAUCUCACUGCUGAAGUGUUAGAGUUAGCUGGUAAUGCUUCCAAGGAUCUCAAGGUGAAAAGAAUCACCCCUAGGCAUCUUCACCUUGCUAUUCGGGGUGAUGAAGAGCUCGACACGCUUAUCAAGGCAACUAUUGCUGGAGGAGGAGUUAUCCCUCACAUCCAUCGCUACUUGAUGAACAAGAAGGGUCAGCCACAACCGGGACAGAAGGUCGCACCCCCACCUUAG
Ostertagia ostertagi is the source of this 414-nucleotide messenger RNA. The record is from the annotation of a GenBank genome assembly. Lineage: Eukaryota; Metazoa; Nematoda; Chromadorea; Rhabditida; Trichostrongylidae.